AUGGCCGACUCAGACGUUGAGAUGAUACCCACAAGGCGAGCCGGCGCUGGGAGCAACGACAACCAACCCGCUCAAAAAGACAGUGACUGGGUACGCUUGCAGAGCACGGACGGGUUCUGCUACCUCGUGCCACGGAAGGUGGCGAAUAUGAGCGGGACGAUACGGAACAUGCUGGACCCAACGGGUGGAUAUGCAGAAGCUCAGAGUCGCAUUUGUGAGAUACGUGAGAGAGGAAUCAUCUUGGAGAAGUUGGUUGAGUACAUGAGCUUCAAGGCUCAUCACGAGUCCAUCGGGACCAAGGAAGAGGUCCCAGUGAAGGAGAUGUUGGAUCGUAUACCGCCGGAAAUUGUACUGGAACUAUUGCUAGCAGCAGACUAUCAAGAAAUGUAA
Messenger RNA from Cyclocybe aegerita, 390 nucleotides. The record is from the annotation of a GenBank genome assembly. Lineage: Eukaryota; Fungi; Basidiomycota; Agaricomycetes; Agaricales; Hemipholiotaceae.